CGGGCAGCUUUGCCGGGAGGACCCGAGCUCAUUGUGGACGAGGGAGCCGAAGUGCCGCUGGAGCGAAGCGCGUUCGGCGGAUUUACUGAUUUACUGAUUUGUCCUUCUGUGUUUUUCUGAUUUGUUUAUUUGUUUUAAUCGGCGCGGCUCCGCUGAUCACACACGGGGAUCUGCUUCACUCAGACGGGGUUUGACGCUCGGACUGCAGGAUGAUCACUUCAGCCGCUGGUAUCAUUUCCCUCCUGGACGAGGAUGAACCUCAGCUGAAGGAGUUUGCACUCCACAAGCUGAACUCCAUCGUCAAUGACUUCUGGGCUGAGAUUUCAGAGUCUGUGGAUAAAAUUGAGGUCCUGUAUGAAGAUGAGACGUUCCGUAGCAGAGAGUUCGCCGCCCUGGUGGCCUCAAAAGUAUUUUACCACCUUGGUGCUUUUGAAGAGUCCCUGAACUACGCUCUCGGUGCCGGUGAUCUUUUCAAUGUCACUGAUGAUUCUGAAUAUGUGGAGACGAUCAUUGCCAAAUGUAUUGAUCAUUACACCAAGCUGCGCGUGGAGAACGCAGAGCUGCCGGAGGACGAGGAGAAAAAGAGCAUCGAUCCUCGUCUGGAGGGCAUCGUUAACAAGAUGUUCCAGCGCUGCCUUGAUGACCACAAGUACAAGCAGGCCAUCGGGAUAGCUUUGGAGACGAGGCGCCUGGACAUCUUUGAGAAGACCAUCCUUGAGUCGAACGAUGUCAGUGGGCUGCUGGCCUACAGCCUGAAGAUCUGCAUGACGCUAAUGCAGAAUAAAAAGUUCCGUAACGAGGUUCUCAGAGUCCUCGUCAAGCUCUACAUGAACCUGGAGAAGCCUGACUUCAUCAACGUUUGCCAGUGCCUGAUCUUCCUGGAUGAUCCCCAAGCAGUGAGUGAUAUCCUGGAGAAGCUGGUGAAGGAGGAUAACCUCCUGAUGGCGUAUCAGAUUUGCUUUGACCUGUACGAAAGCGCUAGCCAACAGUUCCUGUCUUCAGUCAUCCAGAACCUGCGCACUGUCGGUACUCCGAUCCCUGCCGUCCCAGGGUCCACCAACACCGGCACUGUGCCAACUCAGGAUAAAGACAGUGAUGCCAUGGAGACAGAUGACAAGGCUGGCAGUUCCCCUGCUGGAAAAGCGGCAGAUGGGAAGGACGAGCCAAAGGACCAGAACUCAAAAAUGAUCAAGAUUCUCAGCGGCGAAAUGGCCAUCGAGCUACAUCUACAGUUCCUCAUUCGAAACAACAACACAGACCUAAUGAUCCUCAAAAACACAAAGGAUGCAGUACGAAAUUCAGUAUGCCACACAGCAACGGUCAUAGCAAACUCCUUCAUGCACACGGGAACCACAAGUGACCAGUUUCUCAGAGAAAAUCUGGAAUGGCUUGCGAGAGCCACAAACUGGGCGAAGUUCACAGCGACAGCAAGUCUUGGUGUCAUUCAUAAGGGUCAUGAAAAAGAAGCCCUGCAGUUAAUGGCCACUUACCUGCCGAAAGACACCUCACCUGGCUCAGCCUACCAGGAAGGAGGUGGUCUUUAUGCUCUCGGGCUGAUCCAUGCCAACCACGGAGGGGACAUCAUUGAUUAUCUCCUCAGUCAACUGAAAAACGCAAGCAAUGACAUUGUCCGUCACGGUGGUGCACUUGGUCUUGGACUAGCUGCCCUUGGCACUGCCCGACAAGAUGUGUAUGAUCUGCUCAAAUCAAACCUCUACCAGGAUGAUGCAGUUACAGGAGAGGCUGCUGGGCUGGCUCUUGGUCUGGUCAUGCUGGGCUCCAAGUCCGCUCAGGCUAUCGAGGACAUGGUGGGUUACGCCCAGGAGACCCAACAUGAGAAGAUCCUGCGCGGACUGGCGGUGGGCAUCGCGCUGGUCAUGUAUGGCAGGAUGGAGGAGGCGGAUGCUCUGAUUGAGAGCCUGUGCAGGGAUAAAGAUCCUAUUCUCCGUCGCUCAGGAAUGUACACAGUGGGCAUGGCGUACUGCGGCUCUGGGAACAACAAGGCCAUCCGACGCCUGCUGCAUGUGGCCGUGAGUGAUGUGAAUGAUGACGUGCGUAGAGCAGCUGUCGAGUCUAUUGGCUUCAUCAUGUUCAGGACUCCUGAGCAGUGUCCCAGUGUGGUCUCCCUCCUUUCUGAAAGCUACAACCCUCACGUCCGCUACGGGGCAGCCAUGGCUCUGGGCAUCUGCUGCGCUGGCACCGGCUACAAGGAAGCCAUAAACCUGUUGGAGCCCAUGACCAACGACCCGGUGAACUACGUCAGGCAGGGAGCCCUCAUCGCCUCAGCCCUCAUCAUGAUCCAGCAGUCAGAGGUCACCUGCCCAAAGGUCAACCAGUUCAGACAGCUGUAUGCCAAGGUGAUCAACGAUAAACAUGAUGACGUGAUGGCCAAGUUUGGAGCCAUCCUGGCUCAGGGCAUCUUGGACGCAGGUGGCCGAAACGUGACCAUCUCCCUGCAGUCCCGUACUGGACACACCCACAUGCCGUCCGUGGUGGGUUUGCUGGUCUUCACUCAGUUCUGGUUCUGGUUCCCACUUUCACACUUCCUGUCUCUGGCCUUCACACCUACAGCCAUCAUUGGCCUCAACAAGGACCUGAAGAUGCCGAAGGUUCAGUAUCGAUCCAACUGUAAACCCUCCACCUUUGCCUAUCCUCCAGCGCUGGAGGUGCCCAAGGAGAAAGAGAAGGAGAAGGUCUCCACCGCUGUGCUCUCCAUCACUGCCAAAGCCAAGAAGAAGGAGAAGGAAAAAGAGAAGAAAGAGAAGGAGGAGGAGAAGAUGGAAGUGGAGACGCAGGAGGCUGAGAAAGAGAAGAAAGACGAAGAGAAGGAGAAAGAGAAGAAGAAAGAGCAGGAGCCCAACUUCCAGAUGCUGGAGAACCCGGCCAGAGCGAUGCCCGCACAGCUCCGAGUGCUGACCAUGCCUGAGAACUGUCGCUACCAGCCAUUCAAACCGUUACACACAGGUGGCAUCAUCAUCCUAAAGGACACCAGCGAAGAAGAGGAGGAGCUUGUGGAGCCAGUCUCCGCCCAUGGCCCCAAGAUUGAAGAAGAGGAACAGGAGCCAGACGCCCCGGAGCCAUUUGAGUACAUAGAUGAGUGAAUGUCCCCAUAUAGGUGGUGAAACCAUUAGAAUCCCAGCAUGCACUUCUUUGUGUCCUGCCCUCCACCCGACCUCUUCUUAUUUUACACGUUCCUUCCUCCCUUCCUGACCUCGCUGCCGUACGGCGAAUGUUUUACAUUAUUAUUUUCUGUCCUUACAAUAAAAGAGAUCUAUUGGACACUG
This is a messenger RNA of Pygocentrus nattereri (red-bellied piranha), 3284 nucleotides long. It is a transcript of the gene psmd1, whose product is annotated as proteasome 26S subunit, non-ATPase 1. The transcript is spliced from 25 exons. The record is from RefSeq and is a predicted model, not a curated record. Lineage: Eukaryota; Metazoa; Chordata; Actinopteri; Characiformes; Serrasalmidae. Gene Ontology annotation, molecular function: enzyme regulator activity. The coding region runs from base 210 to 3101 and encodes 963 amino acids. Gene Ontology annotation, biological process: proteasome-mediated ubiquitin-dependent protein catabolic process; regulation of protein catabolic process. Gene Ontology annotation, cellular component: proteasome storage granule; proteasome regulatory particle, base subcomplex; proteasome complex.